Molecule: messenger RNA, 1218 nt
Organism: Mesoplodon densirostris (Blainville's beaked whale)
Lineage: Eukaryota; Metazoa; Chordata; Mammalia; Artiodactyla; Ziphiidae
Gene: EVX1
Product: even-skipped homeobox 1
Exons: 3
Coding region: 1-1218 (405 amino acids)
Biological process (GO): regulation of transcription by RNA polymerase II
Cellular component (GO): nucleus
Molecular function (GO): RNA polymerase II cis-regulatory region sequence-specific DNA binding; DNA-binding transcription factor activity, RNA polymerase II-specific
Source: RefSeq, a predicted model, not a curated record
AUGGAGAGCCGAAAGGACAUGGUUAUGUUUCUGGAUGGGGGUCAGCUUGGCACUCUGGUUGGCAAGAGGGUCUCCAGUUUGUCCGAAGCCGUGGGCAGCCCGCUGCCCGAGCCGCCCGAGAAGAUGGUGCCCCGUGGUUGCCUGAGUCCGCGGGCCGGUCCUCCGGCCGCCCGGGAGCGCGGCGGGGGAGGCCUGGAAGAGGAGCCUGUCGACGGACUAGCAGGCAGCGCUGCGCGGCCGGGCGCCGAGUCGCGGGCAGCCGGGGCCGCAGUGCUCGGCCCUGGACCUCCGGCUGCCUCCGCCGACAGCCUCUCAGGCCAGGGGCAACCCAGCAGCUCGGACACCGAGUCGGAUUUCUAUGAAGAAAUCGAGGUGAGCUGCACCCCGGACUGCGCCACCGGGAACGCCGAGUACCAGCACAGCAAAGGGCCUGGCUCCGAGGCACUGGCCAGCAGUCCCAAUGGCAGCGGCGAGGCUCCCAAAAGCAAUGGCAGCGGUGGCUCCCAGGGCACCUUGGCCUGCAGUGCUAGUGACCAGAUGCGACGGUACCGUACUGCCUUCACCCGGGAGCAGAUUGCACGGCUGGAGAAGGAAUUCUACAGGGAGAACUAUGUAUCCAGGCCUCGGAGAUGUGAGCUGGCGGCUGCUCUAAACCUGCCGGAAACCACAAUCAAGGUGUGGUUCCAGAACCGGCGCAUGAAGGACAAGCGGCAGCGGCUGGCCAUGACUUGGCCGCACCCGGCCGACCCAGCCUUCUACACGUACAUGAUGAGCCACGCGGCGGCCGCGGGCGGCCUGCCCUACCCCUUCCCGUCGCACCUGCCCCUGCCCUACUACUCGCCCGUGGGCUUGGGCGCUGCGUCCGCCGCGUCCGCCGCCGCCUCGCCCUUCAGCGGGCCGCUGCGCCCGCUCGACACCUUCCGCGUGCUUUCGCAGCCCUACCCGCGGCCCGAACUGCUGUGCGCCUUCCGUCACCCGCCGCUCUACCCGGGCCCGGCGCACGGACUGGGCACCGCGGCCGGCAGUCCCUGUUCCUGCCUCGCCUGCCACGGCGGCCCGGCCAACGGGCUGGCGCCCCGCGCCGCCGCCGCUGCCUCGGACUUCACCUGUGCCUCCACCUCCCGCUCGGACUCCUUCCUCACCUUCGCGCCCUCCGUGCUCAGCAAGGCCUCCUCUGUGGCGCUGGACCAGAGGGAGGAGGUGCCCCUCACGAGAUAA